This is a messenger RNA of Amaranthus tricolor (Joseph's coat), 1990 nucleotides long. RefSeq lists its product as uncharacterized. Gene Ontology annotation, molecular function: protein binding. The coding region runs from base 142 to 1323 and encodes 393 amino acids. Lineage: Eukaryota; Viridiplantae; Streptophyta; Magnoliopsida; Caryophyllales; Amaranthaceae. The record is from RefSeq and is a predicted model, not a curated record. The transcript is spliced from 11 exons.
ACAACCCUUUAUUUGACAACUUAACUCCGCCUAAAAGGCUAAAACCCCAAGUUCUUCAGUUCCGCACCGCCAUCCGGUGUUGUUUUACUUAGACGCGAAACAAUCUUCGCCGCCGGCAUACUUUUCCGUCCAACUUACGUCAUGCAAAUGGCUGCUAUCGUCCGUCGCGUUUCUGGAUCUUCUAGAAAUCGCAUCUUCCUUCAUCACCUAAUGGCUGAAGAAGCUUCUCUGUAUCCAUCCUCUUCUCUUUCCAGAAAUUUCCAUACUUCCUCUCUCCAUAAUAUUGCUUCAAUCAGGAAUUCGUCCAGUGAAUUGCGGUGCCAAUGGCAGAAUCCUAAUCAUUCAUUGCCUCAUUUGGCGGCGCCUUUCUCUUCGGCUAUUGCUGCUGAGACCAGUAAUAAUACUGUGAAGGAACUUCAUGAUAAAAUUCUUGAAUCCAUUAAGGCCAAAAGCUCUGCUCCUCCAAAUGCAUGGUUGUGGGCACUCGUUGAGAAAUGUAAAAGCUCGGAUGAUAUUAAGCUUUUGUUUGAUAUUUUGGAGAAGCUUCGAAUAUUCCGACUAUCAAAUCUCCGAAUCCAGGAUAAUUUUAAUUGUAACUUGUGUCUAGAAGUUGCCAAGGCAUGUGUUCGAGCGGGGACUGUCAAAUAUGGAAAGAGAACAAUAUGUAGGCAUAAUGUCUAUGGUUUGACUCCUGCAAUUGGAUCUGCCAACCAGCUAUUGUUUUAUGCGAAGGAGCAGAAAGAUGUUAAGCUCAUGUUGGACAUAAUGAAUCACGUAAAAAAGAAUGAUUUACCAUUACAACCUGCAACCGCAGAUAUUGUUUUCAGUAUAUGUUAUGCGGCUGAUAAUUGGGAAUUGAUAACAAAGUACUCUAGAAGGUUUUUAAAGGCUGGAGUCAAAUUGCGGAAAAGUACAUAUGAAAUUUGGAUGGAGUUUGCUUCCAAGAGAGGUGACCUUGAAUCUCUCUGGAAAAUUGAAAAAUUACGAUCAGAUAUGUACAAUCAGCACACUAUCAAGAGUGGGUUUUCUUGUGCGAAGGGAUACUUGCUUGAGAAAAAGCCUGAAAGUGCUGCUAGUGUGAUUCAAGCUAUUAAUCAGAGUUUUCCUGAUUCAAAAAGACAAGAUAUAAUUAAUGAGCUACAAAAAAUGGUCAAUGAGUGGCCAAUGGAGGUCAUAAAGCAUCAGAAGCAGGAGAAUAAGAAGGCUGUUAUUGAUUCGUUAAAGGCUGAUAUUCCUGCUAUGCUUAGCUCCCUCUCUAACAUGGGUGUAAAAUCCAAUGUCAACUUGGAAGACCUAAAUUCAGCAGAACCCUUGCUAUCUUAAACCUGCUUUAACGACUUGACUAGGAAAACAAAUUUUUCAUCGUUAUCAUUGAUCGCACAAGACUGAGAUUAUGGCAAAUUCACUGCAGCGUUAAUAAGUAUGAAACUGUUCAGCUAUCGACAUAUUCUCAGCUCUAGCAUGCUGCUCCGUUGAUCUUGAUAAGCUGAAAGGUUUUACAGAAUGGUGCAGCCGGGUAAAACAUGUUAGUUCACAUUCAUACCUCAAACGUUUUCUUCUAGGACUUUAAUUGUUAAGAUUGGAGCAGCUUCUUUUCAGUCUGUAUUGCCUCCCGUCUCAUUGCGCGUCAAAUUGUCAAUGACUAUUUAUGUCGCAUAAAUAUUUGUAUGCAAUGUCUCUGAUCUUUUUCUUAUUAUUCAUAAUGUCUUGCGAUAGCCCCAAUUUUUGGCGAGGCAUUCGAGGAAUUGUUUCUAUCAACAUUAAAAUCCAUUUUGUGUUGACAGUUUUCUAUAUUCGCAUUGAUUAUAUUCGCAUUGAUCGAAAAAAAACCUUGAUGGAAAUUAUUUACACAAUUUCAUUCUACGCACGCAGAAUUGUAUGUGGGGGUGAUAAUUGAUCGAGUAGAUCACACGAGAGCUUAUGCUCAAUUUAACGCAAUAUAUUUUCAAGUUGGUCUUGAGUCCAGUAAUCUCAUAUUGAGUCUGUCUAG